Messenger RNA from Vidua macroura (Pin-tailed whydah), 1536 nucleotides. It is a transcript of the gene C1QTNF12, whose product is annotated as C1q and TNF related 12. Gene Ontology annotation, molecular function: hormone activity. The transcript is spliced from 8 exons. NCBI's taxonomy places the organism in Eukaryota, Metazoa, Chordata, Aves, Passeriformes, Viduidae. Gene Ontology annotation, biological process: positive regulation of D-glucose import across plasma membrane; positive regulation of insulin receptor signaling pathway; negative regulation of gluconeogenesis. Bases 1 to 945 code for a protein of 314 amino acids. The record is from RefSeq and is a predicted model, not a curated record.
AUGCCGGGCUGGUGGCUGCUGCUGGCGCUGCUGUGCCCCCAGCUGUGUCCCCGCGCGGUGACGGCGGCCAGGAGGGACAGGAAGGGCAGGAAGGAGCCCCCGGAGCCCCUCAACACCUCCCUGGCCAACAGCGAGGAGCAGCCCCAGCUCCCGGAGCCCGCGGAGCCGCGCGUCACGGACCCGCGCAGGACCUGGAUCUCCUUCGUGCACCGCCCGGACGACGGCGGCACCUCCAAGAGGAGGUGCAAAGGCAAAGACAAAAAGCUGCGAGGCCUGGUUGGGCCUCCGGGGCCUCCUGGGCCUCAGGGACCUCCAGGAGCUCCUGGGGCUGAAGUCACCAGGGAAGUUCUUCUGCAGGAGUUCAAGGAGAUCUUAAAAGAAGCCAUGGAGCACAGGGCCUCCCUGGCCAUCUCAGCCCAGCCCAGCCAGCUGCCCCCGCUGCUGCUGGCCCUGGGGGAGGUCCAGGUCCCGUCCCCGCGGCGGCUGGAGGAGGCGUUCCACUGCAAGCUCAAGGGCCACGUGCUGGUGGACAAGAAGACCUUGGUGGAGCUGCAGAACUUCCAGUCGCCCGUGGCCAAGGGCGCGUUCCUGCGGGGCUCGGGACUGAACCUGGCCACCGGCCGCUUCACCGCGCCCGUGGGCGGCAUCUACCAGUUCUCAGCCAACGUCCACAUCGACCACAGCGAGCUGAAGAGCAAAGUGCAGCUGCGGGCCCGGGACAGCGUGCGGGUGCUGAUCUGCAUCGAGUCCCUGUGCCACCGGCACACGUCCUUGGAAGUCAUUGCUGGCCUGGAAAGCAACAGCAAAAUCUUCACUAUUUAUGUCCACGGCUUGCUGCAGCUGCAGGCCGGGCAGUACGCCUCCGUCUUCGUGGACAACGGCGCCGGCGCUGCCGUCACCGUCCAGAACGGCUCCGAUUUCACGGGAAUGCUGCUGGGGGCCUAGCACCACCAUGGCCCUGCCAAAAAUUCCCAAUUCCUGCGUUUUGGACUGAAAAAAACAACCCCAAAAACCCCAACUUUGACCUUGAACCUUCGGUACCUGCAGAACUGCAAACGAUCCCCAGCUCCUCCAGCUUUGCUUCCAGAACUUGCCGCUGAUUUUUGAGGUCGUUCUUCGUCGGAAUUCUGCUUUUUUUAUCCAAAAAAACCCCCAAAACCACCCUUGGAAUAUUUAAUUUGCGCUUCACCGGAUGCUCACGGGGCAGCACGCAGGCGCUCGUUGUAAUUUGAUUAUUUCACUUGUAACCAGCACGGCUUUGGGGUUUUUUUUUUGGGGAUUGAUUCGGGUUUUUUUAGGGUUUGGAAAUGAAGGAUUGAGCUGGGAAAUACCAGAAAUAAAUCAGUGACUCUUUGCUGUGUGGUGGGGAGGAAGGGGACGAGGAUUUUUCCAGCAAAAUUGCUUUUUUCCAGGGGGUUGGAAAGGGUUUGGAUCCUCACCCAAAGGUUCAGAAUUGGGUGUGUUUGACCAGGAAAAUGUUGGAUUUUCCUACAACCCAAGGCUUGAACUCUUUAACUGGGGUCCUUUAUAGCAAAA